AUGUAUGAUAUUGGUGCUAAUCUGACUGAUGCUAUGUUUCAAGGUAUAUAUGGAAAUUCAAGAAAGCACCAAGUCGAAGUGGUGGAAACCCUCUUAAGUGGAAUUGAUUAUAAGUAUCGAUAUAAAAUUCUUAGUCAUGUAUAUUUUUCUUUUCUUCCAGCUGAUUUGGAUCAAGUUAUUCAGCGCUCAUUUCAAAAUGGGCUUGAUAAAAUUAUAGCUACAUCAGGUACAUACGCCGAAACAUUGCAAUCACUCGAGUUAUGUUCAAAAUAUGAUAAUUUGUAUACGACAUGUGGUUAUCAUCCAACACGUUGUCAAGAGUUUGCUCAAAAUGAUGAAAAUGUCCUAAUUGAAAAAAUGGUUGAUUUAUUAAAAAAUGAUAAAGUCAUUGCCAUUGGUGAAUUGGGUUUAGAUUAUGAACGACAACAAUUUUGUUCAAUUGAUAUACAAAAACGUUAUUUUGAAUUUCAGUUAAAAAAUUUAACAUCAAACUCAAUGAAUCGUAAACCAUUAUUUUUACAUAAUCGUUCAUCGACUCAAGAUUUAUAUGAAAUAUUGAAUCGUUAUCGAGAAAAUAUCGUUGGCGGAGUGAUUCAUUCGUUUGAUGGUACAUACGAUGAGGCAAAGUUGUUUUUAGAUCUGGGCUAUUAUAUUGGUAUAAAUGGCUGUUCAAUGAAAUCACAAGAAAAUUUAGAUGUUAUUAAACAAAUACCGCAAGAUAGAAUAUUAAUUGAAACUGAUUCCCCGUGGUGUGGUAUUAAACAAUCUCAUGCAUCUUAUCGUUACGUAAAAACACAUUAUGACAGUGUUAAAAAGGAAAAAUGGCAAGAAAAUAAGAUGAUUAAAGAUCGAAAUGAACCAACUUGUAUUGUACAAAUAUGUGAAGUAAUUGCAGCUAUUCAUGAAGAAAAUUUUGAUGAUUUAUGCGAUCAAAUUUAUCAGAAUACAGUAAAAUUAUUUUUUUAA
Messenger RNA from Didymodactylos carnosus, 966 nucleotides. The record is from the annotation of a GenBank genome assembly. NCBI's taxonomy places the organism in Eukaryota, Metazoa, Rotifera, Eurotatoria, Philodinida, Philodinidae.